Molecule: messenger RNA, 2658 nt
Organism: Colias croceus (clouded yellow)
Lineage: Eukaryota; Metazoa; Arthropoda; Insecta; Lepidoptera; Pieridae
Product: cubilin
Exons: 19
Coding region: 150-2600 (816 amino acids)
Cellular component (GO): plasma membrane
Source: RefSeq, a predicted model, not a curated record
CCUUUGCCGCGGUUGCACGUUAUAUUUUCGUUGAUUUGUAUCCCCACCACGCGAUAAAUGGCGCCCAAAGUGGGACUUCUUCAUCUCGGAUGAUCUGUGACAGUACACGGCCGCGCCACGACUACACAUGCUGACGAUAUGGAUACAGUAUGGCCGCGGCACAUUGGCUCAACUCGCUCGGAUGCCUCUCGCUGUCGCUGCUAUGUCUUCUCGCUACUACCCUUCAAGUCACAAGCGUGCGCGCGGGAGAGACCUCCGAGAUCUCAAGUGUGGCGCCGCUUGCCGAACCCACGCCUACUAAAUUUCCAAAGUGCGACCGCACGUUCGUGAGCCGCGGCGGCACCAGCAACGGCACGUUCAGCGCGCCGGAGCUGCUGAACCCGUACAACCAGAGUCGCCAGUGUCUGUACACGUUCCUCGCGGCGCCGGGGCAGCGCGUGCUCGUCGAGUUCCGCACCUUCGACCUGAGGGGCAAGCCGCCAGAUGGAUCAGCAUUGGGAGAGCUUCCAGCAUGCAUGCACGAGUACAUGGACAUAUACUCCGAGAUGGCGUCCCUGGAGACGGGCGAGUUGGUCAACUCGGCGUUCGGCGGGCGGUACUGCGGGCCGAUCCCGCCGCGCGCCCGCGUGUCCCUGCACCGGGCGGUCGCGCUCGCCUUCUUCACGGACCACACGUACACGCCGCCAACGCUCUUCUACGGCACUUAUCGGUUUAUCAACGCGACGGAAUUCGAAGUGGGCACGCCCAUACCCAACACGCUGUGCUCCUUCGUGAUCGAAGCGAGCAAGCGCAAGACGGGGCUGCUCCUCUCACCCACGUACCCGGGCAUCUACCCGAAGGACAUCACGUGCAACUACCAGUUCGUGGGCCAGCCCGGCCAGCGGAUACGACUCGAGUUCCGCGACUUCGAUCUAUUUUUCGGCGGGCCACAUUGCCCGUUCGACUGGGUGCGCGUGUACGACGGGCCCGACAACACGUCCGCGAUCAUCGGCACGUACUGCGGCCAGCAGCGCAACCUCGUGCUGUACUCCAGCGACGAACGGUUACUCGUCACGUUCUUCACGCUGCCCAGAGCCGCUAACACACAGAAUAGAGGCUUUAAAGGAAUAUUUGAGUUCUCCGAGAGUUUUGUUAAAUUAGAUUUUAUAAGUAAACAUGAUGCUGAGCAUAUUAGAGGCUCAGAGUGUGAUCAGAAAAUUCUUAGUAAAAAGGAAUCGUCAGGAUUCGUGUACCAUCCAAAUUAUCCAUUCCCUUAUAUACAAAAAGUUGUUUGUAGAUAUUUUAUAUACGGUAUGCAAGAUUCCCAAAAUUUGGAACGGGUGCGGCUAGAGUUCCAAAAUUUUUCUAUACCAAAAGGCGAUAACCCGAAGCCAGACACGUGCCCCGACGGCUACCUCAAGGUAUACCUCCGUGGGCAGGAAGCCACCGACUCGUACGAUAAACACGAUGCGGAGCUGUGUGGUGACGGUGAAGGUGCUCCGCCCUUCCCACCACCACUACUGUCUGAUGGACCGCGUCUUGUGCUCGUGUUCAGUUCUGGUGAACUGCAGGGCAGGGGGUUCAAAGCGAAGUACACGUUUGAGACUGAAUACCGAGUCCCCGGCACGGCAGCACCAGGCGGUGAAUGCGCGUUCACCUACCGCUCAGAAGCGAAGAAACGGGGCGAGUUCAACUCCCCGCGCUACCCCUCCAACUACCCCUCGCACACCAACUGCACGUAUACGCUCGUAGCGACCCCCAAUGAACAGGUCACUGUGGUGUUCGACCAUUUUAAAGUGAGGGCUGAUGCGUGGAACGCGACCGCUGGAUUGUAUGGCGGUGCAACCUGCAGCGAGGACUGGGUGGAAGCGUGGUGGACGGGCCGCGAGGGCAGCCGCGUGCCGCUGGGCCGCUGGUGCGGGCUCGCCACGCCCGGCCCGCUGCAGUCCCCGCGCGGCGCGCUCGGCCUGCUCAUCGCGCUGCACACCGACGCGGACAGCGUGGCGUCCGGCUUCAAGGCCAGAUAUGUGUUCGAGCCCGCCAAGUCAAUAUUCGGUGACUGCGGCGGCAACGUAUCGGGCUCCCCGUGGGGCGUAGUGUCGUCCCCGCGGUACCCGCUACCGUACGAGGCGCCCGCACGUGGUGCAGCAUCACGCGUAUGCAACUGGUUCAUCACGGCCAAACCGGGACGCCGGCUACUGCUCAACUUCGAUCACUUCGCUGUGGAGGGACAUCUAACAGAGCGUGGUUGCCCAGCGGCAGUACUUCGCCUGUGGUACGAGAGCCCGGGCCCACCACUCGAGCUGUGCGGCGAGAAGGCGCCCGGCGACCGCUGGCAGUACCUCUCCUCGUCUAACUCCAUCAGAUUGUCGUUCAUAAUAGCGGACAAGUCGGUGGGCGCGGCGGGUUGGCGCGCGGUGUGGACCGAGGUGACGGUGGGCGUGGGCGAGAGCUGCCCCGACGCGUGCGGCGGCGCCUGCCUGCCGCCCGCCGCGCUCUGCUCCGCGCUGCCGCACUGCGCCGGCAUGCCCAAGUCGCCUCGAUGCGUUGCGGCGUCGGGCCAGGCCGCGCCGCGCGCCGUGCUUGUCGUCCUUUCGCUUGUGCUCGCCGCCCCGCACUGACCGGGCGCUGCACACGCGGCAGCGCGCGCGCGGCGUCGGGCGGGUGGGGCGGGUCGGG